Molecule: messenger RNA, 2054 nt
Organism: Glycine soja
Lineage: Eukaryota; Viridiplantae; Streptophyta; Magnoliopsida; Fabales; Fabaceae
Product: pectinesterase-like
Exons: 3
Coding region: 77-1642 (521 amino acids)
Biological process (GO): cell wall modification
Molecular function (GO): pectinesterase inhibitor activity; pectinesterase activity
Source: RefSeq, a predicted model, not a curated record
UAAUAUCCUAGAUCGAUCUCUUUCCUAACAAGCUUGAUAAUAUAACAGAAAACAAUUUGAUCAUUUCAUUUUCCAAAUGGACAAACUAUUUGUCAUUGGAUACUGUCUUCUUUAUUCUCUCUUGGUUGUGCAUGGCAAACAAUUUUCAUGCAAUGAAACCCCCUACCCCCGUGUGUGCAUGCAUUACAUUGAAACUACCAACACAUUAUCAACCCUAGAUGCUUCAUCUUCUUCCUUCCAUGAUCUGGCCCUUAGGGUUACCAUGGAGCAAGCCAUUGUGGCUCAUAAACUUGUCUCAAAAAUGGACUUGAAUAAUUUCAAGGACAAGCGAGCCAAGUCUGCAUGGGAAGAUUGUUUGGAGCUCUAUGAGGACACACUUUAUCAGCUCAAACGCUCAAUGAACUCAAACAAACUAAAUGAUAGGUUGACUUGGCAAAGUGCAUCCAUUGCCAACCAUCAAACAUGCCAAAAUGGUUUCACUGAAUUUAACCUUCCCUCACACCUAAAUUACUUCCCCUCCAUGCUAAGCAACUUCUCCAAACUGCUUAGCAAUUCCUUGUCCAUUAGCAAAACUAUGAUGAUGACUUUGACAACUUCAUCGACCAAACAAAGUGGUGGGAGAAGGUUGUUGCUUUCAGAUGGCUUCCCCUAUUGGUUGUCACAUUCAGAUAGAAGGCUUCUUCAGGAAACAACACCAAAAGCUGAUGUUGUGGUGGCACAAGAUGGGAGUGGGAACUAUAAGACCAUCUCAGAGGGCGUGGCUGCAGCUGCUAAGCUCAGUGGGAAAGGGCGUGUUGUUGUGCACGUCAAAGCUGGUGUCUACAAAGAUAGCAUUGAUAUUAAGAGGACAGUCAAGAACUUAAUGAUCAUUGGAGAUGGGAUGGGUGCUACUAUUGUUACUGGUAAUCUUAACGCACAAGAUGGUUCCACUACUUUUCGUUCUGCUACUUUUGCGGUUUCUGGUGACGGCUUCAUCGCUCGAGACAUAACCUUUGAGAACACAGCGGGACCACAACAGCACCAAGCGGUGGCUCUCCGAUCCGGUGCGGACCACUCAGUGUUCUACCGGUGCAGCUUUAUGGGGUACCAAGACACCUUAUACGUCUACGCCAACCGCCAAUUCUACCGUGAUUGUGACAUAUACGGAACCAUAGACUUCAUAUUCGGGGAUGCCGUGACGGUUCUUCAAAACUGCAACAUCUAUGUGAGGAAACCGAUGAGCAAUCAGCAGAACACGGUGACGGCACAAGCAAGAACCGACCCUAACGAGAACACGGGCAUCAUCAUCCAUAACUGUCGUAUAACUGCAGCUGGGGACUUGAUAGCAGUGCAAGGCUCUUUCAAAACCUUCCUAGGUCGCCCAUGGCAAAAGUACUCAAGGACUGUGGUCAUGAAGAGUGCCCUUGAUGGCUUGAUUGACCCUGCAGGUUGGUCUCCGUGGAGUGGAAACUUUGGUCUGAGCAGCCUCUACUACGCAGAAUAUGCGAAUACAGGAGCUGGUGCUAGCACUGCAGGGAGGGUCAAAUGGCCAGGGUUUCGUCUGAUCUCCAGUUCUGAGGCUGUGAAAUUCACCGUUGGAAAUUUCUUGGCUGGGGGCUCGUGGAUUUCUGGGAGUGGCGUGCCCUUUGAUGCAGGUUUAUGAAUGAAUAAAAUAUACUCUAAAUUGUCAGAAACGGAUCGAUUAAUUGUCGUGUUGUGUGGUGAGUGGUGAGUGAAGUGGGUAGGAUUUGGUUGCUUCCAAAUGCCAUGAAGACUUGAUAAUAGGGCUAGUUUGUAUGUGUUUCCUUCUACAGAGGCUACACAAAAUGUUGUAGUGUGUUUCUUCUUCCCUUACACAGUCUGUUAUUUUUUGUCCACGGAAGGACCGAAUUACGGAUGAUGAUAGAUAUGAAUAUCCUGUACAUGUAUCUUUUUUUCUUUCUUUUUCUGACGUCAAGAAUGUCCUGUCUAUCUAUCAAUAAAGUUGUAAAAUGCCAUAAAUGUACACAAGUCUUUGAUUCAAGUUCUUCCACUUGUACUACUUUGAUAUAUUAAUUGCACAUUAUUUUUCAUCA